GGUGGUGUCCCUCCCCCUCCCCCGCUCCCUGCAGGUGACCCUUGUCCAGCCUUGCCUGCCGCAGAAGGCUGGGUGCCCCUUCCUCUGGGUGUCCUCUGUCUGCAGCUCUGCUGUCAGGUAAUGCCAGCCCCAACCCCCUGGACCAAUCACUCUGAUCAGACUUUGAUCCCCUGAUCUUAAGCCAGGUCAGAUGUCAGAGGGGAGCCCUGUUCUGGCUGCUUUUCCUCCGCAGGGCUUCCCCUUUCUUGUUCUUUGAUCACAGAUUUAGGGACACCUUGGUUCAACUUUCCAGGGAAUGUGGGGAUGGGGCUGAAAACAAAGGAAGCUCGGUACCAGAUGUAAGGCUGACCUCCUGACUCCGGCAUCUCCACAGUGAGGCCUUCCAGGGCCCUGCGGUGACAGCUCUCACAUUGCCAGUAGGGGACACAAUCCUCAGGAUGUUCCAAGGGAAAUAGGAUCCAGAACCAGAGCCUCGAACCCAUACCCCAGGGAUGGGGACCCCAGCCCACCAUCUGUUGGCUGGCCUGUGCAUGGGGGUGGUCUUGGGCUGGGUGGGAGGCUCAGUCCCCAGCCUGGGCCCAGCUGAGCAGGAACAGAACCACUACCUGGCCCAGCUGUUUGGCCUGUACGGAGAGAACGGAACACUGACCGCGGGAGGUCUGGCUCGGCUUCUCCACAGCCUGGGGCUGGGUCGAGUUCAGGGGCUUCGCCUGGGACACCAUGAGCCCCCUACCGGGCGGGCUGCAGCCCCAAGUGGCGACAACUUCACACACAGGCUGCAGGAACCAGAGCUGAGUGUGGGUGUCUGGACAGGAGUGCCUCUGGGUCCUUCAGGCUGGGGUGACCUGGAGGAAUCCAAGACCCCUGACCUGCCCAGCGAGCCAGGGCCCUCGGGCCUAGACCUCUUCCACAGGCUUCUGCUGCUGGACCAUUCAUUGGCUGACCAUCUGAAUGAAGAUUGUCUGAACGGCUCCCAGCUGCUGGCCAAUUUCGGCCUGAACCCUGUGGCUCCUCUGACCCCUCGUCAGUUUGCUCUGCUCUGCCCAGCCUUGCUUUACCAGAUCGACAGCCGUGUUUGCAUCAAAACCCCAGCUCCAGCACCUCCAGGAGACCUCCUGUCUGCCCUGUUUCAUAGCGCCCUGGCGGUCCUGCUGCUGAGCCUCCCUGCUCCCCUCUCCCUGCUCCUGCUGAAGCUCCUGGGACCUCGUCUAUUGCGGCCCGUGCUGGCCUUCCUGGGGGCCCUGGCCGUGGGCACUCUCUGUGGGGAUGCCUUGCUGCACCUGCUGCCACAUGCACGAGGAGGGCACCACAGAGGACCUGGUGAGCAACCAGAGGAGGACCUGGGUCCGGGGCUGUCGGUGCUCGGUGGCCUCUUCCUGCUCUUCGUGCUGGAGAACAUGCUGAGACCUGUGCAGCACAGAGGACUCGGGCCAAGAUGCUGCAGGAACAAAAGGGAUCGUGGAGAACCAAACCCUGACCCAGAGGAUGGCGGUGGGAUGGUCCUUCGACCCCUACAGGCGGCUUCAGAGCCAGAGGUUCAGGACCAGAGGGAGAACAGCCCGUCCCCGCCAGCUCCAGUCCCUCCUGGGCACCGAGGCCACGGUCAUGCGCACCAGGGUGGUAGCAGUAUCGCAUGGAUGGUCCUCCUGGGAGACGGCCUGCACAACCUCACUGAUGGGCUCGCAUUAGGCGCUGCCUUCUCCGACGGCUUCUCCAGCGGCCUCAGCACCACCCUCGCCGUCUUCUGCCACGAGCUGCCCCACGAACUGGGUGACUUCGCAAUGCUGCUUCAGGCGGGGCUGUCCUUCCGGAGGCUGCUCCUGCUCAGCCUCGUGUCUGGAGGCCUGGGCCUGGGGGGUGCGGCCCUCGGGGUGGGGCUCAGCCUGGGCCCUGUCCCCCUCACUCCCUGGGUGUUUGGAGUCACGGCUGGGGUCUUCCUCUACGUGGCGCUCGUGGAUAUGCUACCAGCCCUGCUCCGUCCUCCCGAGCCCCUGCCUGGGCUCCAUGUGCUCCUGCAGGGGCUGGGGCUGCUGCUGGGCGGCAGCCUCAUGUUUACUAUCGCCCUGCUGGAGGAACAGCUACUGCCCGUGGUUCCUGAUGGCUGAUGGGGCCAGUGGCAAAGGAUCCAGGUUGCCCUUCCUUCCCCCCAACCACAGGAACGGAGGCGGGACACAGGGCCAGUAGGAGCAACAGGAUUUUAAUAAACAGAACCCAUCCCAAAGCCA
Peromyscus leucopus (white-footed mouse) is the source of this 2225-nucleotide messenger RNA. RefSeq names its product solute carrier family 39 member 5 (gene Slc39a5). The record is from RefSeq and is a predicted model, not a curated record. Gene Ontology annotation, cellular component: membrane. Gene Ontology annotation, molecular function: zinc ion transmembrane transporter activity. Bases 492 to 2105 code for a protein of 537 amino acids. The transcript is spliced from 13 exons. Gene Ontology annotation, biological process: intracellular zinc ion homeostasis; zinc ion import across plasma membrane; BMP signaling pathway. NCBI's taxonomy places the organism in Eukaryota, Metazoa, Chordata, Mammalia, Rodentia, Cricetidae.